Molecule: messenger RNA, 839 nt
Organism: Haliaeetus leucocephalus (bald eagle)
Lineage: Eukaryota; Metazoa; Chordata; Aves; Accipitriformes; Accipitridae
Gene: CABCOCO1
Product: chromosome unknown open reading frame, human C10orf107
Exons: 7
Coding region: 210-839 (209 amino acids)
Source: RefSeq, a predicted model, not a curated record
AAGACCAAGAUCAGGAUGCCAUAGUUGGAAAGAAGAUUAUUAAUCGGACGUUUCUUUCUCUUUCCCAAAUUACUGCUUUGUCAGAACAAAAUCUAGAAGGAGUUCAAAAAAAGCUGGAAGAAUUUCUGAAUUUUAAACAAUUAAAGACAUCUUUGAAAGAAGCUAUUUUGCUAGAUUAUUAUACUGCGGGGUUUUGGUGGGCUAAAGAAAUGAACUUCAGUCUUAUACAGCUCUCAGGAUUCAUGGAUCUAUUAAAUUUCCUGUUGGAGAACCUCAGUGACAAACAUAUGACCUUAGGAGAUAAUUUAAAAGAACUUGGAAAAGCAAUGGCUGGAAUAGGAGAAACUGCUUCAGAAAGAACUGGUGACUUGAAUUUCUUCAGCAUUGAGCAAGCCAAAACAGUCAUUGAUUACUUGAAUAUCAGCUUAUUUAAACACUAUAAACUAUAUGAAUACCUCUUCCACAGUCCUAGAGAAGAACUUGUGAUAAGUAAUGAGUAUGUGAUUGAACUUGCCCAACCUGCAGUUCCCCCCUUCCCUGCUCUGCUGGAAGAAGGCAUACCUUUGGAUAUCAAUUCGUCAUUCAUCAUAUCACCAACAGCUGCAGAGACAGAAUCUAAGGGGUCUGAUCAAGAGGGUUACCUGGAAGAGCCCUGCCCAGAGGCAGAGUCCUUCGAGGCAGGUGCUGUGGCUGGUGUCACUGCUGAAGAUCAGAAGUCUGCAGUGGGUGAAAUCUCAAAUGAAAUUAUUGGCAACCUUGAGGCAGAGAUAAAUGAAAAGCUGCAAAUGCAAGAAGCAGCUUAUGCUUUGAGAACAGAAAGCUUAAAAAGUCCUAAAUAG